AAACACAGGGGGAGUAACUGACAUUGAUCUUUUUGUAUAAAUGUAAAGACAAGAAAUUUGCCACAAGGAACAACAUUUCUUAAAACAGAGAAGAAGAAUAUACAUAAGUCCAUAAAGAAAUGAAGAAACGAGAUCAGCUUAUAAUACCAUCGCAGAGAAAAAUAUUUGAAUGCUACAAGAGAACAGGACGACAGGAAAAUAUAUUGCUCAUUGGUACGAUAGGUGCUGGUAAAUCUGCUACAAUCAAUACAAUUACAGCAACCUUGUCGGGUGAAAAAUCGUACAAAGCUCCCACUGGGAGCAAGGGUACACAUAUGCAUAAAGAUGGACGGAGAAGAACAACGACACAUUUGAUUUGGUACAACAAAUGCGGUAUCGACGGUGCAAAACAGAAAGAUAUGACUGUCCCAAAAGCUUUUCCUCAUUUGGUUGAUAUGACUGGUUUAGCAGACACGUGCACCAAAGAUCAACAGGAAUUGUUAGAAAUGAUAAUCACAGGAAGAAUACCUGACCAAACUUCUAUCCCGGCCUUACAGGACAUUCAGAAUGCGCAAUGGUCAUGGUGGCAAAUGAAAAGAGAUUUUCCAUUUUCGAUGAAUAGUCGAAAAAUUCAUAAAAUACUGUUUGUUGCCAGCGCUGAUGAACCUAUACCGAAACACUUGAUUCAAUCUGUGAAAAAUGUGGCACAGCCUGAUGGAAGUAGAAGAAACAUGAACCCAAGAUAUAUCCCUAUUUUUGGAAUAUUGACGAAGACGGACUUAGUUGACUGGAAAGAUGCUAAAAUUCUAGAACGUGAGGACGAAUUUUUAGAAUUCCUUGGAAUCGAUUCAGCAUCUUGUUAUGCUCGAUGGAAGAAUGACGUUGAUGGAGAAUAUACGAGCAGCCAUCUUCUUUUUCUCUCUAAAUUGUUAUCCCCGGAUGUACGAAUUGUUCUAGAUCAAAGAAGUGUGUGUGGUUAUCUGUUAGACUCGUUCAUUGACCAUCCUAUUCUCUUCAUAUCUGUUACAGUUCUUUUUGUUGCUAUAAGUUAUUGUUACUUCUCCUCGUUAUCACUGACUUUCGGAAACUGGAAGUGAUCCGAAACACGUGAUAACAGUCUUAACCGUGGACUGGCGCGAAUGCACUAUUACACAAAAUGAUUGAUCAUAAUUCAGGGACGAGGUCUCUACGCCUUUUUUUUAACACUUUUGACCAACUUAAUGUUUGAAUACAUUUUGUUUUUUAGAAUUUGUGAUAAAGUACUGUUGUAACCUUUAUUAUUAUAUAUAUGUAUGUUUUUAUAAAAUAAAAGAAACUUAAAAAAAUUCAUAUUGAAGUAGAAUAGAGACUGCACCAGUAAGAAUAGUAUUUAUUGUGUUGAUUAUUGUCUCCCGCGUUGCUGGGGGACAUGGAAAUACCGGCCAUCCGUACGUCUGUCCUUCCCGUCUUGUUAGUGCUCUCACGUGUACAGUUCUUGCCAGAUUUUAAUAAAACUUAUAUAAUAGGUUUAUAUCGGCAUUGUCUCGGACAAGUUCGUAAAUCAGUGGCGAUUAACAAUUUUUAAAAGAGAAAUUCCCCUUUGAAAUAUUAAUUAUAUAGAAAACUGCAUUGUUAGCACUCUCAUUUGUACAAUUCUUGCCAGAUUUUUAUGAAACUUAUAUCAAAGGUUUAAAUCAGCAAUGACUCGGACAAGUUCGAAAUCAGUGCCGAUCAAUUAUUUUUAAAAGUAAUGCCCUUGGGAAUAUUAACUAUAUGGAAAAUUGUAUUGUAAGCACUCUCACAAGUACCAUUUUUGCCAGACUUUUAUCAAAAUAGAGUUAUGCUCCUUUGAAAUAUUAAUUAUAUCUGAAAUUGCAUUGCAUUUGCUCUGAAGCCUUCAUUUCUCUAAAAUAUUUUUAAAAAAAUUAAAGAAAUUUUUAGUUUUUGCUACUAAUGGCCAGAUAAAAUAUGUGCAACGCGGGGGACAUUGGAACUCUGUCUUUUUUUUUAUUUAAGUAUUGAUUUGUGUAAUAUGCGCAAGUAAUAAAUGGAAGCAGGACUUUGGUUAUUCUACAUGAAACAGAAAACUCAGGAAUACGCAUCAACGAAAAAAUA
Messenger RNA from Mytilus californianus (California mussel), 2073 nucleotides. RefSeq lists its product as uncharacterized. Bases 120 to 1076 code for a protein of 318 amino acids. The transcript is spliced from 4 exons. NCBI's taxonomy places the organism in Eukaryota, Metazoa, Mollusca, Bivalvia, Mytilida, Mytilidae. The record is from RefSeq and is a predicted model, not a curated record.